Molecule: messenger RNA, 1778 nt
Organism: Ixodes scapularis (black-legged tick)
Lineage: Eukaryota; Metazoa; Arthropoda; Arachnida; Ixodida; Ixodidae
Product: ethanolaminephosphotransferase 1
Exons: 9
Coding region: 168-1328 (386 amino acids)
Biological process (GO): phosphatidylethanolamine biosynthetic process
Cellular component (GO): endoplasmic reticulum membrane; Golgi apparatus
Molecular function (GO): ethanolaminephosphotransferase activity
Source: RefSeq, a predicted model, not a curated record
CGUCGCCAUCAAUCACUGCAACUCUCGCACCCAAUGCGCAUCUCAUCCGUCGCAAGCAGCUCUCGAUCUCCAAUCGAGGAAGGUUGAUCCAACGGAGUUCCUACGAUUUUCCGUGGUCACAAAAUUGAGACUUUUCGACGGAUGUGAGCCGUCGGUGCACCGGCAGGAUGUACGUUCGCUACCUCUCCGAGGAAGAGCUCAGAGGCUUCGAGAACUACGAAUACACGUCCAAGGACACCAGCCCGCUGAGCAACUAUGUCAUGCACCCUUUCUGGGACCAGGCUGUCAAGCUGGUGCCCCGUAACGUGGCCCCCAAUGUGCUGACCUUCUCGGGCUUUGCCCUGACGGUGGUGAACGUGGUGCUGCUCUCCACGUACGACUAUGCCUUCUAUGCGUCGAGCGACCUGCACCCCGAGGCGCCCCCCGUGCCCCCCUGGGUCUGGCUGGUCUGCGCCCUCAACCAGUUCCUCGCCCACACCCUAGACGGCAUAGAUGGCAAGCACGCCCGGUACACGGGCAGCAGCGGGCCCCUAGGGGAACUGUUUGACCACGGCCUGGACAGCUGGGCGACCCUCUUCAUGCCGGUCUGCCUGUACUCGGUGUUUGGCCGGGCCGAGCUGAGCUGCUCCACCUGGCGCUUCUUCCUGAUCCUCUGCAAUGUCCACUUCUGCUUCAUCCUGUCCCACUGGGAGAAGUACAACACGGGCAUCCUCUACUUGCCCUGGGGCUACGACAUCUCCCAGAUGAUCCUGCUGUCGAGCUUUGUGCUGACGUACCUUAAGUCGUACCAGUUCUGGAAGUUCACCGUGCUGGGCUUUGGGGCUGGCGAGUGCCUGGAGCUCAUGCUGCACGGGGGCUCCUUCUUUAUGACCAUCCCAAUGUGUCUCUACAACAUUCACUGCGCGCGGGUGGAGGGCCGCCUCCGGCAGCGCUCGCUCCUGGAGGUGGUGCGUCCAAUGGGCUCUGUGCUGGCACUCUUCCUGCUGUCCCUGGCCUGGGUGCUGGCCUCCAGGGACUCCAUCCUAGAGAGGGAGCCUCGCAUCUUCUACCUGGUGCUGGGCACCGUCUUCUCAAACAUCUCGUGCCGGCUCAUCAUCAGUCAGAUGACGUCGACACGCUGCGAGGCCUUCAACCUGCUGCUCCUGCCGGUAGCCGCCUCGCUGGCCGCCUCCCUCUACCUGGACGUGGACGAGGCACUCCUACUCAAGGUCCUGGCCGUGGCCGUGACGCUGGCGCACAUACACUACGGCGUCUGCGUGGUGCAGCAGAUGUGCAGUCACUUCCGGAUCCACUGCUUCUCCCUGAAGAAGAAGCCCCCCAUCGAGUGACUAGGCGGAGUGCGGACCGCACUGUAGGCCCCUCCUUCUGCUGUGCAUGCCCCCCAGGAGGGGCUCCCCCAUUGGGCACGGUUGCCGGCCCGCCACCUACCAAAGAAAGUGCCUCUCCGCACGGUAGCGACGGCCGGCGGAAGGACGCAAGCGGCCCGUGGUACCUGGUGCCUCGGGCACGUGAUGUCUGUGGCGGGCGGAACGUUCCGUCUGCUGAGGGGACAGUGCCGUAGCGACUGACAGUGAGUGCUCGUGCCCGGACAUGCGCGGGGCUAGUCGCCACCGUUUCGUACGGCGGAAGGGUCGCUGCCGCGCCGAGGACGAGCCGCUCACGAACUGCUGAGUGUGUGACCGAUCACAAACGAAGGACCGUGCUUUCGACGCCUUACAAAUAAAGCAUUUUUGUCGACUGUGCAGGCUGCAAGCCGGCCAGUCGGCGGUUUCUCGGUA